Molecule: messenger RNA, 561 nt
Organism: Beauveria bassiana ARSEF 2860
Lineage: Eukaryota; Fungi; Ascomycota; Sordariomycetes; Hypocreales; Cordycipitaceae
Exons: 1
Coding region: 1-561 (186 amino acids)
Source: RefSeq, a predicted model, not a curated record
AUGUUCUUCCCGUCUGCCAUGAGAGAUGUCAUGACGGACCGUCUCGGGCGCGGGCCGUUGCCUGAUUCCUUCUUUGACAGUGACUCAGCUUGUCAGAGAGCAUGGCAAAUGCGGGAAGCGAGACGAAGUCUCUCGGCCGAGACGGAGUUUGACAAAGCCGAAGCCAUUGUUGCCAAAGCACAUCAAUGCGAGGAAGGGAGCUACAUUGACUCUCGCUGGAACCUCAACGUUGGCACGCCUCUGUUGAAGUUUGUCCUGGGUGGAUCCCGAAAAAUCACACACAAGGCUCUGACUAGCAAGAUGACGACAUUAUUGAAAGAAUUUGAUCCAGUCGCAGCCGAUGCCAACGCCCAGCCUCCUAAGCAGAGCGGCAAGGUGACCAUAGGCUUGUUCCUCGAAAAUGAAGAGCUAACUGAAGCCGUCGAGGAAAAGCUAAAUACCGGGUAUGACGGCAAGGCGUCUAUGAAUCCUAGGGAGCAAACCGAUUUACGACAUUUACCCGUGGCCUGUUUCUUCGAAACGAGCGCGACACAGCCUGAGCAGGACUUAGUGGCUGAAUAG